CCCAUCCUUACUUUCGCUUUCAUCGACGGAGAGAAGACAUAUCGACCAGUUGGCUUCCUGAAAGCUUUCACCGACCGGCGUCAUUUCGUCUCCGAUUCCAGCGAGGUAUUAGUUUAUUUUGAUUUUUUUGGAUUUUCUUUGUCCUUUGAAGUUUCUUCAGUGAUUGGGUUGUUUUUGGGGUGGGGUUGCUAGCCCCAUGCCCAACCUUUCCUAUUUAUAUCCGGGCUCAGAACUGGCUAGUAACUAGUGAACUAGUUAACUAGGCGAGGUUGUCUCUCACUAUAACUACAUUCAAAUAUACCGGUGCUGUAUCCUCCAUUAGCUUUAAAUUGAGGGUAUUAGUUUCUAAGUUUUUAUGUUGUCUUAUGCAAGAGGGCUGUUAGGAUUCGAUGUGAAAAAGCUGUUUUCAUGGUUUAUGAUGGUUACAUGUCAGACAAUGUGUGUCGUGGUGCAAGAGCUCAUCUGUUUACCUAUCUAAGGGGUUUUACAUAGAUUGAUCCAACCUGCUGUUUAAUAAGUGAGCUUCUAUACUAACAACCUUCCUUUAAACUUACCUACCUUUAUCAAACACCGAUGCGUGGCAUUUGCUGUAUUUUUUACCGUUUCCGUUCAAGGUCGAACUCCGAUAUCUGACUGGGAAAGCGUAGAAUCAUGAACUAUUUCCAAAUGCUAUAAUGGAGUGACCAAAUUAAACGAAAAAUGAAAAUAACGGAGGAAAUAGGGGGGGGGGAAUAAACCAAGAGUUAAGUAGGUGUAGAACUAUACGGGUAGUACAAAAAGUAGAUACAUUUGAAUUGUUGUGUGACACGAUCUCAUAUAAUAAAAGAUUUGAGACUGUUUGUUUCUGUCAUCUUUAAUGUCGAUAAACAAAUCUACUGACAGUGUCUAUUGAUGAUUCAGUUUCAUUUCCUCACUCAAAUGAGGAGUUUUUGGCAUCCUACUGAAACAGACUCUGCAUAUUUAAGCUAGCAUAUACUAUUUAUGUGUUAUUCUGUAAGCAUGCGAUUGAUAAGUUGUCCUUCAGGUCACUCAGAAAUUUAGUCGAUAGAUGAAACUUUGAUAAACUGGAAACAAGAAAUCAUUCAUGACAAAGUUGAGCAACUAUGAAGUUAUUAAGUUGUUGAGAAUUCAUAAAAAUGUGUUAUACUUAACAGUUUUUUUUCACUCAAUGCUGAUAGAGACUAAGAAGUUUCGCUUCGUCAACUGUUCAGGAGUAUGUGUAUAAUUUUAUGAUAGGACAGUAACUUUGAGUUUCUUUUUGUAUAAGCAAUCUGAUAAACUUUUCGGUUUUUUUUGUAUCACUUCGUUAUUUUGAUUUAACCAAUGCUUUCGUAUAUCUUUUCGAAUAGUCUAGAAUACCACAUUAAAGAAACGAUGCACAGGGCGUUUUGGGACAUUUUGCGGUCUAGCCUGAAUUCUGACCCACCAGAUUAUCAACCAGCUCUGCGAUUGCUUGAAGAAAUUAGACAUUCUCUAGAAGGUUUAGUUCUACCUAAUCAAACAACCUUGCGAAAACUUAUUGGAGAGUUUUUGGAUAUUGAUGUCGCUAAAUCUCAACUAGAAGAAACUGGUCAUUUAAGCUUAGAAACGUAUAAAGAUGAAGUUAUUAACUUGAUGAAACGAUUUUGUGCGCCUAUCCGUGAUCAAGAAGUGGAAGAGUUAAGAAAAAUUAUUGAUCCCAUUGAUGCUUUCAGACAAACUUUUAUUCUUUUGGAUAAAAUGCAUAUGGACUUGGCGAACUUUACAAUCGAACAAAUGCGACCGUAUAUUAGACAACAGGCAGUUACUUAUGAACGCACAAAAUUCGCCACAUUUUUAGAAGCUCAACAAAAAAUUGGGAUCGACGGUUUGGGAUAUACACGUGACUGGAUUAAACAAGCACAUAAUGAUCUCCUUAAUUUAUCACUUCAGUCCACUGAAGGCUCCAAUUCAGGCAAUACACCAGUGGAUGUAAAAAAGACUUCAGAUGACUCAACAAAUUUACCUGGAACAGUGAAAAAUGAUUCUAUCCCGCUAACACCAAAUAAUAUCCUACGUGAAGCUUAUUUGAAAUUGCUUACAUGGCCACGUGAUCGUGAUUGGCCUGAGACUAUGCUUAUGGACCAAAAUCGUCUUAUAGAUUUAGGCAAUCAAUUAACCAUAAUUGUACAUUUAACAUCACUUGUCCUUGUUGUCUGUAAUUAUAUGGCUUCGAAUGCAUCAUCAUUCACAUCACCUGCAUCAUCAUCUCCUACUGCUUCUCUAACAUCGACUAAAGCGAUAUUCUCUGUACCCCUUCGAACCAGUUUACCUCCAGAUGCAAUGGUUCAAUUAAAAAAAUCCAUUUGUCAAGAUAUCGCUUCAAUAUUACAGGGGAUUUGUUUAAAUUAUAAACCUGAUCAAUUAGUUGAUGAUAUAAUUGAGCAAGUCAUAUUAACUAUUGAGUUAUGGUAUAAUCGAUGCAUGGAAUCAGGUGGCUGUCAGUCAUUAAUUAGUCUUGAUCCUUCUGAAUCUGCGUCAACAACAACGACCUCAAUGAUUGAACAGAAAUCAUCCAUUGCCUAUUUUACUGAUUUUGGACGUACAGAGUUAACUGUACAGUUAUCAGCUGUUAUUCUUGGUGAACAUCCAGUUUAUAAACUCAUGCAUAAACGAGCCAUGGAUUUUCUACGCUCUGCAUUAUCAUCGUAUCCUCCAGAAAAUUUACUCUUACCUCCUGGUUUCAGUAUUUUGUUAGAUCUCGAUCAGGAUAAACUUAAUGCAUACAGUACCAGCAGGAAUGGUGGCAUUUCCUCCAAUUCAACUGGUUACUUGCAUCAGACUCCAUUAAAUAUUCCAACAACAAUAGUAUCUGGUGGUGGAAGUGUACACCUUAUCUCUCAGCUAUCUCCUUCUAGUCCAACCAAUCAUCGUCUCCGCAGUGAAUCUGAAAGUAGUUACAGAACACAAAAAAUUGAAAUAUUAAGUUUAUCUGGUUUAGCUAGUCGUUUGCUUCCUUUAUUAGCGCAUAAUCGUCAUGUAUUCGGUUCGUAUUACGCUGAAAUAAUUCAACCAUUAAUUAUGCCCAUCAAACAAAAUACUAGUACAAAUAACGAAUAAUUAGUUGAUCAGUUAGUUAAUCCCACCGUUAUUGCAUUCAACUUACUCCUUCAUCAUAUACAAUCAUUAUCAUUAUUAUGACGGUCAAUAUUACUUUCACAAUCAACAAAACAGGGAUAAACAAUCACAUUAUUAUAAAGUUCUCUGGGUGACACAUUAAACAAUGAUGAUAAUAAACAGCGUAGCAAUUAGAAGCAGAAGCAGCAGCAAUAAUUUAUUGUUUAGUAUGUAUUUAUCAUCUUAACCUUAUCAAUCACGUUUUACUGUCUAUUUUUGCCUUUUUGUCUACUUCCUUUCUUUCUCAUCUUUGUUAACCUUUUUUUUUUUAAUUUUAAAAAAAACCUGUUUAUAAUUAUCACACCUAGAAAUGUGUUUCCUGUUAUCAAAAUCAUACCAUAAUCAAUAAACUUUGAAAAGCAUGUUAACAUUUUCUACCAUCAUGAAAAAGUUUUUUUGCUGUGAUGUGUCAUUUUUUUUUAUCCAUUGGAAAUUUAUCUUCUUUUACACACUUCUCCUAGCAUAUCACCAUUUAAUUGUCUUCCUAAAUAUGCAUGUCAAUGAAAGAUGGAGUCUCUUUAGGUUUUCCUUUUGUUUACCUCUCAUCAUCAUCAUCAUUAACAUCAUCUCCUUUUCAUCCCCUGUUUAUUAUGCGUUGUGUAGAGAAUGUUUUGAUUAGUUGUUUGGUCAUAUUUGUGUGUAUUUGCAUGCUCUUGUUCUCUCUUUUCAGUUCUACUCUAAUCUACAAAAGCAUGUUGGGGAACACUAAAGAGAGAGAGAGAGCGCUGCAAAGGAUACUCGAUACUAGUAUUCUCUAUUUUCUUUCUCUAUUUUCCUCUUUUUUCUUGUACAUAAUUAUCAUUCAUGAUGUUCAUUCAGUUCAUUUGAAUAUUUGCAUGCAAAUCAUUUUGAAAUAUGUAGAUGUCUAUGCAUGUUUUCAAUUUAAACCUUUAGCUGAAUGAACCCGUAAAACACUCGUGUACAAGAAAAUUAGCACGAGAAAAAAAUAAAUAAAAACCACUUAAUU
Heterobilharzia americana is the source of this 4102-nucleotide messenger RNA. The record is from the annotation of a GenBank genome assembly. Lineage: Eukaryota; Metazoa; Platyhelminthes; Trematoda; Strigeidida; Schistosomatidae.